Molecule: messenger RNA, 1536 nt
Organism: Dracunculus medinensis (Guinea worm)
Lineage: Eukaryota; Metazoa; Nematoda; Chromadorea; Rhabditida; Dracunculidae
Source: the annotation of a GenBank genome assembly
AUGACAUUGCUUGGACGCUUGAAUUCUUUGACAUCUGCUUCUGCAUCUGCAUCUGCGUCUGCAUCUGUAUCUGCGUCUGUAUCCGCAUCUGUAUCUGUAUCCAUGUCUGCAUCUGCGUCUGCAUUACCAUCUUCAAGUAAUUCCUCGUCAUCAAAUCAUGAUGCCAUUCUUUUACCUGGUUCGUUUUUAUUUUUUUAUUUGUUACAAAGAAAUCUUAAUAUUUCCCCUGAAAAAUUCAAAAAUGUUGCAGAUUAUCAUGAUAAUGGAACAUUUAAACGUAAAUAUAAGACAGGUGUUGAAUUAGGUAAAGGUGGCUAUGGCACGGUUUAUUCUGGUUUUCGAAUAUCUGAUGGUUUACCUGUUGCUAUUAAAUUUAUUCCACGUUCCAGCGUUACGAAAUUAAAGAAGUUACCAAAUAGUGGACGUGUAGUACCACAGGAACUAAUAUUUCUAUUGGAAUGUGCAAAUAUUGUUGGCGUAAUACAAGUUUAUGAUUGGUUUGAGCGUAAUGAUGGUUAUUUGAUUGUUAUGGAACGUCCGUCACCAUGUGAAGAUCUCUAUAGUUAUAUCUCAAAACAUGGAGUUCUAAAUGAAAAUAUUUCUAGAAUAUUCUUUAAACAGAUAAUUGAAGUGAUUAUUGCUUGUUCAUCUGUAAAUAUAAUACAUCGAGAUAUAAAAGAUGAAAAUAUAGUUGUCGAUUUAAAAACAGGCCAAUUGAAAUUAAUUGAUUUUGGUUCGUCGGCUUAUUGCAAACCAAAUGGUGAAUUAUUCGUUGAUUUUGAAGGAACGCGAGUUUAUAGUCCACCUGAAUGGAUAUUGCAUGGUAAAUAUGAUGGUUUUGAAGCAGCUGUUUGGUCACUUGGUGUACUUUUGUAUGAUAUGGUUUGUGGCGAUAUUCCGUUUCAUUCGGAUCAAGAUAUAAUUUCAAGUCAACGAAAACUAAUCUCAUUGCGUUCUAAAAAUCUUUCAGCCGGAUGCAAAAAUUUAAUAAUGCAGUGUUUGCAAUUUGAUGGUAAAAAUCGUUGUACGUUGGAACAAAUUUUAAAUCAUCCAUGGAUGAAGGGCGAUGAACUGACAAAUAGCAAUUUUAUGUUUUAUCAAGCAAUGAUGGAUCAUGGGAAGGCACCAUCAGUUUUAUCGUCUAAAUCGCAAACUUUUCCACAUUUAUUUCGUGAAUCGAAGGAUCUUAUAAACGAUAAUACGAAACAUUCAUAUAACGAUAAUUUAAUGGCGUCAUAUAAUAAUGAUGAAAGUAAUCCAAUAGCAUCUUCUUCAGCUGAUGAAACAUCGACAAAAAGUGAUAAGAAUAAUUUUCGGAUGAAUGCCGUUUCAUUUCGAGUUGUUGAUAUAACGUGGAAUUCGCGACAUUUACCGCGAAGAUAUUUAAAUGGACAAUGUGAAUCGUUUCCUGAUCAUUCAGCUGUUAUUUAUCCAACAGAUUCAACUCCUUCAAGUGGUUUUAUCUCAAGUUCAAGCUCGUUUCGCGACACAGAAUCAUCGCCAAUUACUGGACCUUUUCUUUUAGGUUCAUAUUAA